AGGGUCACUUCCGAGGCAGACGCGGAAGUGUGGGGAGGCACGGGGAGCCGGCUCGGGACGGAGUUUCUGGCUCAGCCGCGUGCUUUGGGAACGUUCUGGAGAAGUCGGUUCCUCAAGGUCCGCUUCGCCCAGCGCAGACCCGACGAGUCCAGCGCCCUGCCGCCCCUCGCCCCGGUGUCGAUGCCGGCCGCGCCUGGGAGGCCCCGCAGCGGGGCCGGGCCAUGAGCCUUCCCGGCGGCCUGCCCCCAUCGCUGCGAGCCCCGGCGCAGUCCGGCAAGGUCAGGAUGAAAAAGCUCCCGAAGAGGAGCCAGAACGAGAAGUACCGACUCAAGUACCUGCGGCUGCGCAAAGCCGCCAAAGCCACGGUGUUUGAAAAUGCUGCUAUUUGUGAUGAAAUUGCUCGUCUUGAGGAAAAAUUUCUUAAAGCAAAAGAAGAAAGACGGUACUUGCUAAAGAAGCUCCUCCAGCUUCAGGCUCUAACUGAAGGGGAAGUACAGGCUGCAGCUCCUUCCCACAGCUCCAGUUUGCCCCUGACUUAUGGUGUGCCCAGCUCUGUGGGAACGCUACAGGGAGCUGUGCCCAUUUCUGGGCCUAGCACUGGGGCUGAGGAACCAUUUGGGAAGAAAUCCAAGAAAGAGAAAAAAGAAAAAGGCAAAGAGAACAACAAACUGGAAGUUCUGAAGAAAACAUCCAAGAAAAAGAAAAUGGAGGGAGGUGCUCGCAAGCUGGUUCAGCCCAUUGCUCUGGAUCCCUCAGGACGGCCUGUGUUCCCCAUCGGACUGGGGGGUCUAACAGUAUAUAGCCUGGGGGAGAUCAUCACCGACCGACCUGGCUUCCAUGAUGAGAGUGCCAUCUACCCUGUGGGCUACUGCAGUACUCGAAUAUAUGCCAGCAUGAAGUGCCCAGACCAAAAGUGUCUCUAUACCUGUCAGAUCAAGGAUGGUGGUUUGCAACCCCAGUUUGAAAUUGUUCCAGAAGAUGACCCCCAGAAUGCCAUUGUCAGCUCUUCCGCAAAUGCCUGUCAUGCAGAACUGCUCAGGGCAUUAAGUGCUACUGUGGGGAAACUAAUGUCUAACCUGCUUCCAUCUGGAGCUGACUUUUUUGGGUUUUCUCAUCCAACCAUCCACAACCUGAUCCAGAGCUGUCCAGGAGCUCGAAAAUGUGUCAACUACCAAUGGGUGAAAUUUGAUGUGUGCAAACCUGGAGAUGGGCAGCUGCCUCAAGGACUUCCGGAGAAUGAUGCAGCUAUAAGCUUCGAAGCCUUUCAGAGACAGACCUUUGACGAAGAUCAUAAUGAUCCCAUUCUGCAGGGAUCCUUGGACCUCCCAGAGCUUCAGCCUACAGCCUUCGUGUCGUCUUAUCAGCCCAUGUUCCUGACACAUGAACCUUUGGUAGAUAAUCACCUACAACACUUGAAGUCUCCGUCGCAGUGUAGCCCAGAGCAGUCUUCAGAUUGAAGAAGGAAUCAGAUGCCACAUCAUUUUCAUCAGGAUGACUUUUUUUAACUUAAACUGAAACUUAGACUAUAUGGAAGAAGGCAGUAAUUCAGGAGUGAGGAAGAUAUUAACAUUUUGUCAUGGAGGUUCCCAUGGUGAUAGUUUUCCCUAAGAAAAACUUCACCUGCUUUAUUUUUAGUAAUAAAUUUCUCUUGACAGUUCUGCUUAUUUUCAUCUUGUAAUUAGGAUAUAAUCUGUUUUGCUUAUCUCUGCCUCUGGUAGAGUAAACUUAAGUCUUUAUUAACCAAAGUAAGAGAUGACUGCUGACUUAUGAAGGAGUUAGAAAGAUUCUGACAACCUACCCUUGAUUCUGAGCCUACUUCAAGGAAUAUUAAGUCCCAGCCUCUACUCCAAAUGGCUGUUUUAUUUUCAUGUCAGUAUCAUCAAAAUUAAAUUCUGCUCAUCACCAAACUGGAGAGUCUAGUCCGAGACACACUUUGUCAUUUUCUUCACAUUACACAUCCUUCAAGGGGAUCAAAAGGUCCUCUUUAACCCUUUCUACAUCUUUCUGGUUCCUUAUUGGAGAAUAUGCUUUUAGCUAAAUACACUGAAAGCACAUGAUAACACAAAGUUACAUUGGAUUGGCUCCCAUCUCCAUAACAGACUCACCUUGUCAUUUCAUAAACCAUGUAACAGCAUAACUCCACAUUCAAUGCGACUGAGUUAUCUGGACCCUGUUUGUGGCAUUAAGGUGGAGGCUAAAACCGACUGCUCCACAGCAGCUGGUUGGAUGGCAUCAAGAGCAGCCCAGCAAGGAUCCACCCAGGUACCAGAGCUGGAAUGGGAAUGAACAAAAGGACUCCAGAAGUAGAAGAAUGGGGAAAGAAUGCUGAGAACUGGAUUGUUACUGUGCUACAAUUCAUAACGGGACAGACGACACAAAUGGGAUUAGCAUUUCAUAGGAAUGAAUCUGGCCAGCAGAGGGAGGGGCCCAGACAGCAGCAUUGGGAACAUACCAUACUGGCCACCAUAAAGUAUCAGAAACUAAAGUAACAUUAAUUUUAUGACUAUAAUCUUUUUAUAAGUUUGUAUAGUUUUUACAGUGCAAACAAAAUUUGGAUAGUGGUAAAUCAAGGGUUGAAAGGGUAUUACUCAAAGCUGUUAUUUAAUUUUUUUUUUUUCUCUAUAAGCUGACUGAACAUAUCUGUACUUAUACAGAAAUGAUAUAAGCUGCUUUUAUCAUAUAGUAAAUAUCCUUCCAUUCUAUCACAGCUUGAGUAAAACAUGAAAAUUUUUUAAUAAGUUAGUGUGCUGUUUAAUGAGUAUUCACUUUAUAGCUCUCGUAGAAUGGAAAGAACCCAUUAGAUCUUGACUCCUUAAACUUAAGGAGUCAAGAUCUACAUCUUUAAAAUUAAAUGAAAUAAUUAGAACAUACUGGAAUGCAUCGCAUGUUGCGAGGUUGAAACUUUGGUUUCAACUAUAGUGCGUAUAUAUAUAUCACAUGUAUUCGCGUGUAUGGGGAUAGAUGGAAUAAUGUCAAAUGUUUUUCCUGUGAAUCAUUUUUAAAAAUGUGAGAAAUAACUGCUAUAUUAUACUUAUAUCUUUUCAUCUGCUGGUUAAAGAUUUUUAAAAUGUGACAACAUCCAGUGUCAAUGAGAAUGAAGUAAAAAAAAUGGGAUGUUGAACCCUUUCGGAGGGUUAAGCUGUAGGUAUCAAAAUUUUAAACACAUUUAUCUUUAACUUAUUCCACAUUAAAGACCCUAAGGAAAUUAAGUAUGGUGUGCUGUUUGCAAGUAACAAUGCAGUAUUAGUUUAAUAGUGAAAAACUGAAAAAAAACUAUAUAUAUAUACCUCCAAUAAUGGGAAAUUGAUUAAAGUAUGAGGUUCCCACAAACUGAAACACUAAAUCUAUAUAUCAGUUUAUACAGGAAAAUUAUUUUGCUAGCAUAAGUCAAAAACAGAUUACAAAAUAAUAUACCAUGUAGUGUGUAAAAUGUAACCCCAACAAAUCAAGUGACUGAUCACCCAACUAUUGAGUGUAUCUCCCUAAAUGAUGAAUUUGGGGAAGAUUUUUACUUGCUUACACUUUUUGUUAGUGUCCAAAUGUUCUACAGUGAUUAUAAAUUUCAUUUUUCAAACAGUUAUUUCAAAAUGUUAUUUCAUUGGGAAAAUAAGCUGACUUCCCACAGAAUGUUUUAAAUUGUUCAACCAUUAAAAAGAAAUUAACUUUCA
Molecule: messenger RNA, 3668 nt
Organism: Pteropus alecto (black flying fox)
Lineage: Eukaryota; Metazoa; Chordata; Mammalia; Chiroptera; Pteropodidae
Gene: FYRD1
Product: transforming growth factor beta regulator 1
Exons: 9
Coding region: 222-1457 (411 amino acids)
Biological process (GO): regulation of cell cycle
Cellular component (GO): nucleus
Source: RefSeq, a predicted model, not a curated record